This is a messenger RNA of Osmerus eperlanus (European smelt), 1390 nucleotides long. It is a transcript of the gene pagr1, whose product is annotated as PAXIP1 associated glutamate-rich protein 1. Gene Ontology annotation, molecular function: nuclear estrogen receptor binding. Gene Ontology annotation, cellular component: MLL3/4 complex. The record is from RefSeq and is a predicted model, not a curated record. Lineage: Eukaryota; Metazoa; Chordata; Actinopteri; Osmeriformes; Osmeridae. Bases 388 to 1257 code for a protein of 289 amino acids. The transcript is spliced from 5 exons. Gene Ontology annotation, biological process: positive regulation of cell cycle G1/S phase transition; positive regulation of intracellular estrogen receptor signaling pathway.
CACUAGGAACGUCCGUUACACACACGAGCGAUCCGUAUUUAUGAAGAUCAUCACUGGUAGGGAGUCGCGAGCAGCACUGACGAGUCUGGCUUCCCAAAAUGGCGCUAUGUUUAUGUCCCUGGCCGUGUGCGCUUGUUUAGUUUUGUGGACUGAUCCAUGCAUCUAUUGUUGAAGAUAAUACGUCAAUGCAACCGGUUUUAUCUGCGAGACGUGCGUGCACCGACGAUUUUAUAAAGGUAAAAAACCGUAGUUCAGAAUCCCUAGAAUAUGAUAUCGGUGCUUUCAAGUUAGCUACGGCUAGCUAGUUGACCUAAGUGGUCAGUACCUGUAGAUAUACCAUCCUGCAGAAUUCAGUAGCAACAUUUAUUACACUGAUUCAACAAAGUCAUGCAGUUGACCAAAGCCAUAACGUCCACACCUCAGACGAUGCAGGCCGCGGAGGAGACGGACUCCAGCACGCUGAGAGACGGCAUCGAGCAGCUUGGAGUGGCGGAGACGGCGCCCGGAGGAGAGGAUGAAAGUGUUCAGGAAAGAGAGGAUACUGGACUGGCGACCACAACAGGAGACGAGACGAAAUCAGAGAGUGUAAAAACCGGGGACCUCGAGGACAGCGCCAUGGAUGAAGAUGUGCAGAAUGAGGAGGUUCAGAUGGACAAGGACAUGGGUGGAAAACAGGCAAUGGGGGAGGACGGGGAAUGGGAGAUCACUUACAGCGAUGACGAAAUGGAAGACCCCAAAAACUGGAUGCCGCCUCCUGCUGAAAUCAAAAGACUGUACGAGCUGCUCUCUAAAGAAGAGAAGCUGGAGCUGAACUUCGAUCCCUUGCCCCGGCGGCCGCCGACACCAGAACGCACCCCGUCACCCGAGAGGGACGACGAGGAGGAGGCGGCCAGAGAACGAGACCGGGAGGAGCGCGAGCGCAAGCCACCAACUCCAACAGAGUUUGACUUUGACGAAGAACUGACGCAGGCGACUCCAAAGAACUCAUUCAUCAACCGGCGCAGAACCCCAGGUUCCUCCGCGCGUUCUUCUGUGAAGAGAGAAGCCCGGUUGGACAAGGUGCUGUCGGACAUGAAGCGCCACCGUAGGCUGGAGGAGCAGCUUCUGAGGACGGGGAGAGAUCUGUUCAAGAGCGAGAAGAGCCGACCGGGACCGGAGGAAGCCCUCUCCCCCAACAGCCAGAAAGAGCGGGAGAAAGAGAGGGAGCGAGACAGCAAUCCUAGCACCAUCUUCUCACCGAGACAGAGGAGGUACUGACGUCAUCAAGACGGACCUUAUAAGAGAGUUGGCGGGGCUCUCUCACAAAACUUGAAUUUUAUAUAUGAUGCAUUUUUGUAUGUUUUCUAUGACUGUUUUGUAUUCGUGUAAUAAACAUUUUACUCACGAUGAA